ACACGUUAGACCUAAAAUCAGAUAUCACGGCUGAUCGAACCAACGUUUAACGACCCUUCUAUCACCGAAAGUGCUAUUCCAUCAGAGACGAGAGGGGAAUCGGUAGCGGACAAUUGAGAACGUCGAGACUCUUAAGAACCGAAUACGAACAAGUAACACGUACGGAAGGGUUUUUGAUGCGCGAAGGAGGUCCUUCUGCAUGGUCCUUCGAGGACUCUUAGACCGACGUGCCGGAGAAAAUGAAUUGGUCAGUUGGAAGCAUGUGAGUAAAUGGCCGUGACAGGAUCUAGCCAUCCUUCGAACGACCUACUAUGGGCAUCUGCCUGGACACUGAUCAACAAAAUGGAUCGCAGGUGUUCGAGGAGGCUGAUGCUCGAAGCGCAGGAAAAUGGAGGGGGGAGGCUGGCCUCUUGGCAACUCCUCCGAAUGGAUACUUCCCGCAACAGAACGUCGGUCCGGUUAAAUUCGAAAUACCAAAAGUGCCCGUCAUAUUUGUCCUCGGCGGUCCCGGUAGCGGCAAGGUGACACAUUGCGACAAUUUGAUCCAAGAAAAGAAAGGCAUAACGCAUAUCAACAUGAUGGACCUCCUUCAACAGUACGCGCUCGGAAACGAUAUGCAAGAUUUCGGGCAACUUAGCAGCAAGACUGUUACCGAGGUCCUCAUGCUCGAAAUCAAAAUGUCUCCAGGGUCCAAAGUCUUUCUCGUCAGUGGAUAUCCGCGUAAUAUGCGCGACGUGGUCGAAUAUGCUGAGAAAAUUAAAAUUGUUAACGGCGUGAUCCUCGUGUCCUGGAGACAAGAGAUUCUCGAAAGGCAAAUCGACUUUGGCGCGCAACUCGGCCAGGUGGUGAUCGAGCUGGCGAGAAUGGAACUUCACAAUUUUUAUAGAAACGUUAUGCCCGUCGCGGAAUACUUCGACCAAAGUGGAAUUUUACUAGAAGUGAACGGAGAAAGAAAUCCGAACGACGUUUACGUCGAUUUUCGGGAGACGGUGUUCAAAAUACUUGGACUCUCGGACGGCGAUGUGCGAGAAAAAACAGUCUCUCAGUCUUUGGAAGCCGAAGUAGAAGUCGAAAGGAGAAAGGAAUCCAUUUCAAAAUCACCGUCCCAUAAAAAUGGCGAAGUACCGGAAAUGACGCAAGCGCCUGUUACGAUUAACGUGAACCCUUCGAAAACUGCGAUUAAACCUAGAAAGGGAUUACCUUUGUUUAUGUGGGUCAUAGGUGGUCCUGGAAGCAAUAAGGAGAAUUUAUGUACCCAGGCUGUUCGCAAUAUGCCAGGUUGGGUCCAUGUGAGCAUAGGUGGAUUGCUCAGGACAAUGGCAUCGUCGAACACUAUCGUUAAAGAGGCUAUCGUUUCUGGAGAAAUGGUCCCACAGGACAUUGUGAUGCAAGCAGUCGAACAACAGAUAAUUUUAAAUCGUGAUACGGAUGGCAUAAUAAUCGAUGGCUAUCCAAGGGGAUUGAAUCAAGUUCAAGAAUUUGAAACCAAGUUCGGUCAACAACCACCAUUAGUGCUUCUGGAUUGCUCCAAGCUGCAACUUGGCAGAGGAAGACUGGACGAUAAUGUUUCGGCGUUCAAGAAAAGAUUGGAGCUAUUUCGCGAAGUAUCGUUACCUAUGUUGAAAGCAUUGGAUAACGAGAAUCGUUUAACAAUUAUAGACGGCGAUACGGAUGUGCCAAGCGUGCAACAAGAAUUUGCAGCAGCUCUCUAUCAAUUGACGCAAUUGCAACGGACAGGAAUGGAAGAUAUCCACGGAAGAUCUAGAUCGCUAACGGAGAACGAGAAUGGCACGAACUCUAAGCCAUUGAUCUCUAAUAACAAGGAUCUACCUGUUGUGUCGAACGGUGUUUCUAAACAAAUGUUCGACGACAAACCAAAUAUAGAAAACAUGAUAAACGCCACGAAAAGCAUUAACGGAAUCAGCCUACAAGGAGCGGUACAAAUUACCAAUGGAUUAAAGAGUACUGCGAGGCAGGUUCAAAAAAAUGGUACAGCUGCUGUACAAAAUGGCGUAGCGAAUGGUGCUGCGCACAUGUUACAAAACGGUGUAGCACAUUUGGCCAACGGAAUUGUACCAGGCAGCAAUAAAGUUGCCCCAGCCGUACAAAACUAUUUGCCGAACGACACCAAAGAUGCUGUGAGAAAGAUGUACAACGAAGUGGAGGGUUACCAACAGAAUUUACAUAUGUAAACUAUUUGUCUAAACAAAAGUAUCGGAAAUAUUUUUACUAUUGUCCUAUCUUUUUAUAAUGUUAUUCACUUUAAGAGUCACGUCGAAAGGUAUCAAAGGUUCUUUUCGAUAAAACUUAUAUACGUUCGCAUCUUGAGACGAAUACGACUUAAAUAGAACUAACGAAAGAUUUAAGAAAAGCCAAACACAAAAACUAGUUUUGUAGAAAUAUAUCGAAUGUAAGU
Messenger RNA from Colletes gigas, 2416 nucleotides. Its product is annotated as adenylate kinase isoenzyme 5. Gene Ontology annotation, cellular component: cytoplasm; nucleus. The coding region runs from base 312 to 2192 and encodes 626 amino acids. Gene Ontology annotation, biological process: UDP biosynthetic process; CDP biosynthetic process. Gene Ontology annotation, molecular function: UMP kinase activity; ATP binding. NCBI's taxonomy places the organism in Eukaryota, Metazoa, Arthropoda, Insecta, Hymenoptera, Colletidae. The transcript has 11 exons. The record is from RefSeq and is a predicted model, not a curated record.